Messenger RNA from Drosophila nasuta, 2037 nucleotides. RefSeq lists its product as uncharacterized. Lineage: Eukaryota; Metazoa; Arthropoda; Insecta; Diptera; Drosophilidae. Bases 61 to 1782 code for a protein of 573 amino acids. The transcript has 2 exons. The record is from RefSeq and is a predicted model, not a curated record.
UUCCGUUUUGUUUGUUCGCGAUCACAGUUCUGUUGUACUCGCAAUACAAAAAUACGUGCAAUGCAGCUGCUACAAUUGGCGCUUUACUUGCCUUUUCUCUUGGUACUUUUAAUCUUCAUCCAGUCCAGUCAUUCAACAUCGAACCCGAAUCAUGCAGACCUGAGUUUUGUAAAUGCCGCUAAAGAAGUAGUUUCAUUUGUGCAAUUGGAUAUUAUAGAAUUAGACAAGGAGACGAGCGACCUUGAUGCUAAAAGGGUCAGAGAGUAUCAACUCAAAGUAAUUCAACGUUUCAAGAAUGUCAGUGCGCAAGUUCGGCAAAUCGAGAAGCUAUACUUAACAACGCCUGAGAAAAGCUUGUAUAAUCGUUUAAUGAACGAACGAUGUAUAUUUGUAGGGCUUCAUGCGAUAACCGAGCAUUUUAAAUAUAUGGAGGUUAUAGAUGAAAUAGAGGAAGAUACUCUCUUGAUCUUCACUGAAACAGUAUCUCAACGGAUAUUUAACCCAUUUUUGACAAGACCAAUCGAUUGGUUUUAUCUUCCACUUCACGGUUUGAAAUGCAAUAAGUACGACGGAACAUGCGGGAAAUUCAAUUGGAAAUUAAAGGAAUUGUCGAUGAUUUAUGAAAUUCCUAUGAACAUACGGUGCAAAAUGCGACAAUCCCCACAGCAUAUAUUUUACUCUAUAUAUAAAGAAAUCGCUUUAUUCGAACUUAUGGCUUAUAUCCUGAUCGAGUACUCAAUGAUGAUCCAAAGAGUUUCCGGAAAUGGCAAUUUCAUUAUAAAAAGGAAUUCUGUCCGACAGAACUAUAAUGAGAUUACCAAAAAUGCUCUAACUACUCUCAAAGAAGUGACGGAAAAAGCUGAUCGUCUUCUAUGGCGUUGCGAACCUUCGCCACAUAUACAGAACAUUACCUACGACGAGGUUACGCGGCUGCUACAAGGAUACAUUGAGAAUGAAGUGGAUCUAAACACCUAUGGGUCAUGUAGUCGGACUUGCGCUGAUUAUCAUAACACAACCAGCAAAAGUUGCUCCGAUGAAAAGUUUUGCGCUCAACAGCCCAAAUGUUCGGGUCGGAUUCACGACUGCCAAUUUAUAGACUCGGUUCUGACUGUAUGCCAAUCACCAGAAAACAGCACUCGUCGCUAUGAGUAUAUUGAAUACGGUGAAUCGAAGAGUUUGGGAAAGAACGAAAAGUGUUGGCGGGACGUCAAUAAAGUAAAGAGCUGGAAAAAAUUUUUGUCCAUCGAUUGCAGCUAUUGCUUCUGUCUCUGUGAUGAACAAGGCCCAAAGUCGGAUCGCUACUUCAAUCUUCGAGAAACAUUAUCGGAUGUCAAUGCAAACAAAGUGGUGACUGGACUGCGGUUUGUGAAGAGGAAUCGUAUAUUCCAUUUGCAAAUCCAGCAGGGAGAACUCUUGCCCCGUGGUCUCAUCAACGAAUCAACUGUGGAGUGGAAACCAGUCGAUAACUAUGAAAUCGGUGAUUCCAAUGCUAAGGAGGGAGUCGACUAUCACACAUUAACUUAUCAAAAUCGAUCAUUAGAUCUAGAUGAAGUAACGAAACCAGAUGAUACAACUUUUGUGGUGACCGGUGUGCGAUUCCAGGUUUUGGAUGGACAUCUGAAUCUGAAAGUGCAUUUCAGCCAAUGGGAUUUUGUAAAAGGCAAAUUAAUCGACCCGGAGGUAAAUAGCAUUUGGCAGUCGAAUGAUAAUGUUUACAACAGAAAACAGAAUUUACCAACUCGGGAAUCUUGGACGAUGCAUCACAAAAAACAAUUCCGUUGAUUGAUAUACAGGAUGUUGAGUUCAAGCCGCCAGUGCCUUUAGGCGGCAUCGGCAUAUACUAUAUGGCUAAAAGCGACUUCCGGGGCUACGUGGGUCCCAGUAUCAUCAGUUCUAACCUUUCCCCCCACCUUUCGUUGAUUACUAAUUGAACUCCAACAAUUACGACUAUUAACAUAUUCAUAUAGAAUUCCAUGACUAUUUUGUAUUGCUAAUCUGCUGAUUGAAUUCAAUUAAAAAUAAAACCUUUGGCAAAUA